CCCUUUUUUUUUUGCCUUUCACUGAAAUUUUACCGAUGUUACUUUGAGUUGUGAGGAAAAAAGGUGAGGAAAAUAAUUCUGGUAAACCCUAGAACUACCUUUGUUUCCUCACAUCUUCAUCUGACACUCUCAUCACUUCUGCAAUUCGAUUCAAUUCACGCUUAUUAGUGAUUGAAGUUCAGGAACCAUGGGGAUCAUUGAAAGGAUUAAGGAAAUCGAAGCCGAGAUGGCUCGGACACAGAAGAAUAAGGCUACAGAGUAUCAUCUGGGUCAAUUGAAAGCAAAGAUAGCAAAGCUCAGGACACAGUUAUUAGAGCCUCCUAAAGGUUCUAGUGGAGGAGGAGAUGGUUUUGAAGUCACGAAGUUUGGGCAUGGACGUAUUGCACUUAUUGGAUUUCCAAGUGUGGGUAAGUCAACCCUCCUAACCACACUUACUGGAACUCAUUCAGAAGCUGCCUCAUAUGAGUUUACCACACUUACCUGUAUCCCUGGAAUUAUACACUAUAAUGACACAAAGAUUCAACUUCUUGAUCUUCCUGGAAUUAUUGAGGGAGCUUCUGAGGGAAAGGGGCGUGGAAGGCAGGUUAUUGCUGUGGCCAAAUCAUCAGAUCUUGUACUAAUGGUUUUAGAUGCCUCGAAAAGUGAGGGACAUCGGCAAAUAUUGACUAGAGAACUGGAAGCUGUGGGAUUACGUCUCAACAAAAGACCACCACAUAUCUACUUUAAGAAGAAGAAGACCGGGGGCAUUUCUUUCAACAGUACAAUGCCGUUGACACAUGUGGAUGAGAAGCUUUGCUAUCAAAUUCUUCACGAGUAUAAGAUUCACAAUGCAGAGGUAUUAUUCCGUGAGGAUGCCACUGUUGACGAUCUGAUUGAUGUGAUUGAAGGGAAUCGUAAAUACAUUAAAUGUGUGUACGUGUACAACAAGAUAGAUGUUGUUGGUAUUGAUGAUGUUGACAGGCUAGCAAGAUUGCCGAACUCUAUUGUCAUUAGUGCCAACCUGAAGCUUAAUCUAGACAGAUUACUGGCAAGAAUGUGGGAGGAGAUGGGACUAGUUAGAGCUUAUACAAAGCCUCAAGGACAGCAGCCAGAUUUUUCUGAGCCUGUGGUACUUUCUGCGGAUCGAGGUGGUUGCACAGUCGAAGAUUUUUGUAAUCAUAUACACAGAACGCUAGUGAAGGAUUUAAAGUAUGCACUUGUCUGGGGUACGAGUGCAAGGCAUUAUCCUCAGCACUGUGGACUCUCACAUGCCCUUCAAGAUGAGGAUGUGGUCCAAAUUGUUAAAAAGAAGGAGAAAGACGAAGGAGGGAGAGGGCGGUUCAAAUCACACUCAAAUGCCCCUGCCAGAAUAGCGGACAGAGAAAAGAAGGCACCACUGAAACAGUAGGACUCGUGGGGUGGAUGAUGUUGUGUUUUGAGUCCAUCAGGUUGUAAGGUCUUUUUCGUGGUCGAAAAGAGGUAUUUUCAAGAUCCUCUUCUAAGUCUUCAGUCAAAUACAACUGGGUUAUACCCAUUUUUGUCCGCAUCAGUUAGUAUUUGAUUAUGUCUUACAGUUUCAUUUGUUGUAACUUUAUGACUUACAUUUAUAGUUAUUUGAAAAGAAUUUUCUGUAGCUUUCAUUUUGCAUGCGUUUUACUCGGAAGUAAUUUCCUCCGUUCCUAAAUACUCGCUAUAGCAUUGUUUGUGGCUUUUACUCUCCUCUCCAGAUUAUAAGCUAUAGUUAGUCGGCUUUUGGUGAUGUAAAUUGACAUUUUAUACUAUGUUAAUAAUAAUACGCUACUCUGAAAUUACUAUGAAUA
Messenger RNA from Chenopodium quinoa (quinoa), 1799 nucleotides. RefSeq names its product developmentally-regulated G-protein 2. Gene Ontology annotation, cellular component: cytoplasm. The transcript has 12 exons. Gene Ontology annotation, biological process: cytoplasmic translation. The coding region runs from base 188 to 1387 and encodes 399 amino acids. Gene Ontology annotation, molecular function: GTP binding; GTPase activity. NCBI's taxonomy places the organism in Eukaryota, Viridiplantae, Streptophyta, Magnoliopsida, Caryophyllales, Amaranthaceae. The record is from RefSeq and is a predicted model, not a curated record.